AUGGCUGCUCUUCGAUUUUGUAUGGAGUGCAAGCGGAAUGAUAUCUUUGUCCCCGUUGAUCGUGUUCUCUCGAGCGGCUCUGUUACAGAAUUGCUGCGGCAAUGCCGACCAGUAUCUGUCUGCAACAACGGCAAGCACCCGCAAAUUCGGACCGGCCACGAUGCAAGUAUUCGCGACAACGAGCCCACGAGACCAAGAGAACACUUUCGGGAGGUCGGCAGCAGAAGUCGACUUGACGAAAAAGCUGCAUUAUGGCGCGAAAACAGAAACGAGUCCAGUUUACGCAACGCAAUCGACGAGUCCUUGGAAUCCAACGCCGGCAGGCUACGCCCUAUCCUGACUUUCACAGACGAGUUCUGCACCGGCAACCAUACAGUAUGCGACAUGUCAGAUAUUCAAAUUUCUCUUGUUCAUGGGAGUCUGGAAUCACCCGGAGCGAACAUAAUCUACUACAGCGAGAUCCACAAUCCGAGCCAUAUUUUCCGUCUCAGAGAAGCCUGGAUGAAAGCUUGCAGAGCAGAACCUAUUUUCCAAACAGCGUACCGUAUCCCAGACGAUGGACAGGAGAUUCGUCCUCGACUUUGCUGGCGAGAGUUCAAAACAAAGAGCCGAACAGCCUACAGGAACGCGUUGCUUCAAGCAACUGGGCCAGGAAUGCCUUGGCCCGACAACAAUGGAGUCGAUUUCGGCCUGCGAUUUACCGUUCUACACUACCGUACGAGACGACCAGCUGAUAGUAAAGCCGCUGUGAUCUGGGCGAUUCAUCACGCUUUGAUUGAUGGCUGGUCUGCCGGCCUCUUGGUCCAGAAAGUGCACCAAAUGGCGUCCGGGAAACCUGUACCCGCGCACCCUGGGCCGGCCUACGUAGAUCUCUGUCGAUUUCAACAAGAAUUGAGAUUGAGUCGAAAGGCCGAGGGAGAUCUAUUUUGGGCGGAGCAAAGUAUCAAGUUAGCAACAGCUUACGAUGAGCUCCUCAUUGCAAAUGCACCAAACGCUUCUGUAUUCACCAACAAUGUUUGGGGCAAGAGGGACGAGAUGCAGGUUCCUGUCGAACUUGCUCCCACCGAUCAUGCUGCUGUUAAGGUUGCAGCACAGUCCUGCGGUGUCACUCCGGCCGCCUUCUUCUAUGCUGCCUGGGCAGUUUGCCUCGGGCUUUACGCAAGUUCGGACAGUGUUGUCAUCGGCGCAGUUGUGUCGGGCCGCAACAUUGGGCUUGCCGGUAUCUUCGACACAAUAGGCCCCAUGGUGAACACAUUGCCACUCCAGGUCGAUCUUGACUGGCAAUCUUCAUCUCGAAAGCUGGUAGAGGAUGUUUUUGCUCGAAUCCAGCGGUUAUCUUAUUUUUCAUGGACCACGCCAAAUAACGGAUUCUCUAGAGUAAGGGGAAAUUUGAUGGCUUUCACACCCAAUCCCGAAUCCUGGGUCAAGGGUGCUGGGGUUGAACAGUCCUUUUACAAACACACAACGAACUUGCCUCUCAACGCCAUCGUCAAAGAAGAUGGAGGUGGCAUGGUCAUCCAAUACUCUGCUGAGCGCUAUACCACGAAGGCGAUGGAAACACUUGCAAGCAUUUUCAGAGCAUCGCUCUUGUCACUUUCCCGCACCGAGGCAAGUCUGGAGUCAUUACAACUUGUGCUGCAGACGUGCGGACGGAGUUUGGGCUUGAUGGGCAACUGGAAGUCAUUCGAAACGACAGUUCCAUCCGUCAGAGACGAUCUUGUGACGUUAUUUGAGGACAUUUCAACACAUUACCCUGGCGCGAUCGCCGUCGAGUGCGGAGAUCAAACGAUCACCUAUUGUGUGGUCGGCGACAUUUACCUCGCGGGCGUCCAGGUUGCCAUCGGAUACAUCGGGCAACCAGAAAUCACUGCCGAGCGCUUCCUUCCUGACCCAUUCAUGAAGUCGGGAGAGUCCAUGUACCAGACUGGAGAUCGGGGCUAUUGGGACGAUUCCGGCGAUAUCGUUUUCCUGGGUCGCGCGGACCGUCAGACCAAGCUUCAGGGAUUCAGAGUGGAUCUUGAAGACCUGGAAGCCCGUAUUCUACGUGCUUGUGGUCAGCAGCAUGGAGCCAGCGCCGUGGCUGUGACAACUCAAGGCGAUCAACUGAUUUGUAUGAUCCAAACAAAUUGUGGAGAUCUCGCAGGAAUGCGAAUGGCUAUUCGUGACGCUCUUCCCCCAUUUGCGAUACCCAAGCACACUUUAGUUACUCGUCAGCUUCCGAUGACCUCAAACAUGAAAGUGGACUAUCGUACUAUUGUGCAACUGGUCAACGACUCAAGCAUCUGUCAUCAAAAUCGGCCGGAAACAAACGAAAUUUCUUCAACCACUCGAACAGAGGCUGUUGUCGCUGCCAUCUGGGCUCAAAUUCUGGAGAACGAAGCUCUGUCCCCUCGAAUCGGCCCCGACUCGAAUUUCAUACAGCUAGGCGGGCACUCCCUACAGCAGCUGCGACUAGCAGCCAAGUUGAAAUCCGUCUUCGGAGUUCUCAUCACGCUCCGAAUGAUAAUGAAUAUCCCAACUCUGCGGGAGUUUGCAGCCGCAAUUGACAAGAUGGACAAGAUGUCCCUGCCCCCUAUGGCGGCCGAGGGAAGAAAUGAUGCCUGGCUUGGAGCCUUUGACCCCCGCCCGAUCGAAAGAGAAUGGUGGAGAAAAUAUCAACUAAGAUCUGGCACUUCGGCUUUCAACCUAAAGCAUGGAACGCUGUGCUGGCACGACAUCUCAUCUUCCGAUCUCGUCGCUGCGGCCGUCACAAUCGAGGACGAAAAGAUUGAUGUGACAUUGGGCGCACCUUUCCUCAAUCGGCAUUCCGAAGCGGACAUGGAGGCUGUGGGGUUGUUCCUGGAGCCGCUGCCAGUUCGUGUACAUCAUGUUGAUACCACGUCGACUCUGAGGUCUUACCUUCAUACCGUUCAAGACUCAUCUCAAGGUGCUUUGGCCCACGCAGUCCCGUGGGACCAGCUGCUGGAAUAUUUGGGCAUCGAUUCCGGAAGCCAAAUUCCCAAUCACCCAAUCUUCGACUGUGUCACUUCAUUCCACGAUGCUCGCUGUAAUGGAUCCAACAACACGCAGCAGAGCAGAUGUGGUCCUUGGGAUAAUGCAGUUUGGGGUGAUGGUGUCGAACCACAGCUGGUAUGGAGUGACGGCGCAAAGUUCAAGUUGAUGGUGGAGUGCCUGGCAUAUGACGAUGAUACGCUCUUAAUACGGCUCGAGUACGACACGGCUUGCUUUGAAGGCAGUCAUCGUGUUUACGAUGCACGAAUCAAGGCUGUGAGAAGAAUGAUACUGACAUCCAUGACGAUGAUCGCUUCACCAGAAAAUGGCACCGUCGGUGGCUUGCGGCAAGGACUUCGACGGUUAUGGGAAAUAGAGAAGAGACCUGGGGUUAAGAGUGUUCCCAGCGUGGAUUUGCUACACCCUUCUGAAGGCCUGUUCAUGAGACGCUUUUCGGGCUUGAACAAUCGCUGA
Colletotrichum aenigma is the source of this 3465-nucleotide messenger RNA. RefSeq names its product Nonribosomal peptide synthetase aclP (gene aclP). The record is from RefSeq and is a predicted model, not a curated record. Gene Ontology annotation, cellular component: cytoplasm. The coding region runs from base 1 to 3465 and encodes 1154 amino acids. Gene Ontology annotation, molecular function: catalytic activity; phosphopantetheine binding. NCBI's taxonomy places the organism in Eukaryota, Fungi, Ascomycota, Sordariomycetes, Glomerellales, Glomerellaceae. Gene Ontology annotation, biological process: secondary metabolite biosynthetic process; amino acid activation for nonribosomal peptide biosynthetic process. The transcript has 4 exons.